Musa acuminata subsp. malaccensis (wild Malaysian banana) is the source of this 968-nucleotide messenger RNA. RefSeq lists its product as uncharacterized. NCBI's taxonomy places the organism in Eukaryota, Viridiplantae, Streptophyta, Magnoliopsida, Zingiberales, Musaceae. The record is from RefSeq and is a predicted model, not a curated record. Gene Ontology annotation, molecular function: calcium ion binding.
AUGAAGCUAAGUGUGGAUUCCUUCUUGAGCUCUUUCAAGAAGUACUCCGCCGCCGCAAAGAACAAGAAGAAGGGCAGGCGCGCCAUCGCUCGAACCGACGCUUUGAACGCGUCUUCUUCUUCUUCUUCCGCUUCUUCUUAUUCGGAAGAGUACUCGACGGCGACUGGCCUCCAAACAACGCCGAGAUCCGUCCUCCAAGCGGCCCACGGAAAGACGCCGCUUUUUCUCUUCCCUGAUGAGGUCUCCUUGCUUGACCUGUUCAACAUGUUCGACUGCGACGGGGACGGCAAGAUCACGAAGCGGGAGCUGGAGGCGGUGCUGCGGCGGCUCGUCCCGGACGCGCCCACCGCGGAGGAGGUGGCGUCCAUGGUGGCGGAGAUGGACCGCGACGGCGACGGGUGUAUCAGCCUGGACGAGUUCGCCGCCCUCGGACCCGCGCUGGCCGCCAGCGCCGGCGGCGGAGAGUCCGAGCUCCGUGAGGCGUUCGCGGUAUUUGACGCUGACGGGGACGGCAAGAUCUCGGCGGAGGAGUUGCUGGGCGUGUUCGCUACGCUGGGCGACUGCGGGUGCACGCUCGAGGACUGCCGCCGUAUGAUCGGCGGCGUCGACGCCGACGGCGACGGCUUCGUGGGCUUCGAGGACUUCGUGCGCAUGAUGGACGGCCAGAUACGUCGAUGACCAAAAUGGAUGGUGGUGAUGGGCGGAAGGAUGGUUUUGUGAGACAAAAUGUGAAAAAGACCAAAGGGUUGGGUGCGGAUCAAUCAACGCGAUGGAAUCAAAGAAAAACGUUAGGUUUGUGGCUUCUUCGUGUACAAAUAUCUUUAAGAAUUACUCAGAGGUUUCUUGGCUUUAUUUCUCCAUCAGUUGUUAUUGGUAUGAUGAGCGAAUAUGGAGAAGGAACAGCCAUGUUGAACGAAUAUGACGAGGAUGAUGAUGGCUCACACAAGGUUUUAGCCUUCAAGUUUCCA